GACAAGCAGGAGUUACUGACUGUCACUGCAGGGGGAAAAGUGCUGCAAACAUGGAUGCUCUCUUGAAGAACGUAGACUUCCAGUGCAAGACCAAUAACGAAGCUCACCACACCAAUGAAAUCUCGGUGGACCGGCUGAUCGUGAGGCGAGGCCAGGGCUUCACCAUGACCCUCGACCUGCAGAAACCUUUCGACUCCAGCAAAGACCAGCUCAUCUUCACCGCCGCAACCGGUGAGAAACCCGAGCAGAACAAUGGGACCAUGUCCGUCUUUGGGAUCCCAGACAGCGCUGCAAAGCGCUCGGCAUCAGCAAAGGCCGUGUGGAAGGCAGAGUUUUGCGCCAGCUCCGUCCAACAGAAGGAGGGAUUGUCGCUGGAGGUGAAGCCGCCAGUCGACGCCCCCAUCGGGAAAUACACCCUUUCUCUGAAAAUAGGGGAGAAAGAGAGCAGCCUGGGAAGCCUGGUUGUGCUCUUCAAUCCCUGGUGCAAAGACGACUCCGUGUUUAUGCCUGAUGAUAAAAAGCGACAAGAGUAUGUGAUGAAUGAACAGGGAGUCAUCUACAAGGGUAGCAAAUUUUUCGUCCUUGGUGCAUCCUGGGACUUUGGACAGUUUGAGGAUAAAGUUUUGGACAUUUGUCUCAAAAUGUUGGACCUCAACUCCGAAUACAAGAAAGACCCAGCUGCAGACGUCGCUGCUCGCUGUGACCCCAUCUAUGUGAGCCGUGUGAUCAGUGCCAUGAUCAACUCAGACGAUGACGACGGCGUGCUGGAGGGGCGCUGGGAGGGCGACUUCUCCGACGGGAUUCUUCCCACCUGCUGGAACAGCAGUGUGGACAUCCUCCUCCUCUGGCAGGAGCAGGAUUACAAGUCAGUGAAGUACGGGCAGUGCUGGGUGUUCGCCGGGAUCAUGUGCUCAGUCAUGCGCUGCCUCGGUAUUCCCUGCCGUGUGGUCACCAACUUCUGCUCGGCCUACGACGCCAACCUGAGCCUCACCAUUGACGUUUUUCGUGACGAAGAGGGAGUCAGAACUCCAGAGACCGAGGACAGCAUCUGGAACUUCCAUGUGUGGGUGGAGGGCUGGAUGAAACGUCCCGACCUGACGGAGGAUGGCACCUACGACGGCUGGCAGGUUCUGGAUGCCACGCCCCAGGACAAGAGCGAAGGUGUGUACCGCUGCGGGCCGGCCCCGGUCAAAGCCAUCCUCAACGGAGACACUCACCUGAAGUACGACGUCCCGUUUAUCUUCUCCGAGGUCAACGCCGACUGUGUCGAGUGGCUGGUUCAAACUGACGGUUCAAAAGUCCAGUGCUCCACCGACGCCAAGAAAGUUGGUAAGAAAAUCUCCACCAAGUGUGUCGGCUCCAACAAGAGGCACGACAUCACUCGGACCUACAAACACAAAGAAGGAUCAGAGAAGGAAAGGGAAGUGUUUAAGUUCGCCUGCAGCAGAGACUAUGACAAACCUGCGUACUGCGAUAGUGACGGGGAGGAGGCGGAGGAGGGGAUGGGGUGCAGCGAGGGGGAGGAGGGAAGCAACCAAAACGUGUCUCUGAAAUUUGAAGAGGUGGCCACGCUGAUGAAUGGUAAUGAUGUUAAACUGAACCUGCUGCUGCACAGUGGGGACGGCGUCACCCGGCAGCUGUCCAUCAAAAUCAGCGUCCAGGCCAUGAAGUACACCGGCAAACCUGCAGCUACCAUACAGAAAGAGAUGAAGGAAGAAACCCUGCAGGCCGACAAAGAUCUGUCCAUCCCGAUCCAGAUCCCACACUCGGCCUACGGCACACACAUGUCGGCCUGCGACAGCAUCAAGGUCUCAGCUGUGGUCACAGACAAGGACAAUCCAGAAAACGUCUACCUGCUUGAGAGCGACAUCGUCCUGGAGGACCCUCCCAUCUCCGUCACUCUUGUGGGUGAGGCCUUCCUGGGCCAGAAGACGACAGUGGAGGUUUUGUUUAAGAACCGGACGACUCUGACGUUCAAGGACUGCUGCCUGACUGUUUCUGGAAGCGGACUGUUCAAACGCAACGUCGUGAAGAAGUUGGCAGAGCUGGAGCCUGACCACCAGGCACGGUUCACCGUCGACUUCGCUCCCCACAAGGUCGGAAAGAAGACUCUGCUGGUCGACUUCGACAGCUCGCUGUUCAGAGACAUCAAGGGCAGCUGCAUCAUCGACGUCCAGCCAAAAGCCUCUGAAUCGAAUUAACUGUGAAAGCCAGGGCCAGACCACCUGAUUUUUGUUUUUCAGUCGUGAAUGAAAUUAAACAGAUUGAGCAGCACGUACUUUAGGGUCACAUUAUUCUCUUUUGAAAACGCAGAAACAAAUCUAAAGACCAAGCACAGACGGUUUUUUGUAGCAGAUGAGUUUAGCACGGUGAUUAAACUUGAGCCAGACGACACACAGCACACAGUUUUAACACACACCUGCCGGCCAAUCAGAAAAGAGUAUUUACUCAGGCCAUGGUACAAUACACUUAUUAAUCAGUUGGUGGAAUUCAGUUUUUUUCUAGUGAGGCAAAAAAAAAAAGGCAAAUA
Myripristis murdjan (pinecone soldierfish) is the source of this 2530-nucleotide messenger RNA. Its product is annotated as protein-glutamine gamma-glutamyltransferase 2-like. The record is from RefSeq and is a predicted model, not a curated record. The transcript has 15 exons. Gene Ontology annotation, molecular function: protein-glutamine gamma-glutamyltransferase activity. NCBI's taxonomy places the organism in Eukaryota, Metazoa, Chordata, Actinopteri, Holocentriformes, Holocentridae. Gene Ontology annotation, biological process: peptide cross-linking. Bases 51 to 2201 code for a protein of 716 amino acids.